Molecule: messenger RNA, 527 nt
Organism: Euleptes europaea (tarantolino)
Lineage: Eukaryota; Metazoa; Chordata; Lepidosauria; Squamata; Sphaerodactylidae
Gene: PPIL1
Product: peptidylprolyl isomerase like 1
Exons: 4
Coding region: 1-501 (166 amino acids)
Biological process (GO): protein peptidyl-prolyl isomerization; protein folding
Cellular component (GO): catalytic step 2 spliceosome
Molecular function (GO): peptidyl-prolyl cis-trans isomerase activity
Source: RefSeq, a predicted model, not a curated record
AUGGCGGCGGUGCCUCCUGACACUUGGCAGCCCCCCACUGUCUCUAUGGAGACCACCAUGGGCAUCAUUGUUGUGGAGCUGUACUGGAAGCAGGCGCCCAAGACUUGUAAGAAUUUUGCAGAACUCUCCCGACGUGGCUAUUAUAAUGGCACAAAAUUUCAUAGAAUUAUCAAAGACUUCAUGAUUCAGGGUGGUGAUCCAACAGGAACUGGAAGAGGAGGAGCAUCCAUCUAUGGCAAGCAGUUCGAAGAUGAACUCCAUCCUGAACUGAAAUUUACAGGUGCAGGAAUCUUUGCUAUGGCUAAUGCAGGCCCGGAUACAAAUGGCAGCCAGUUCUUUAUCACAUUAGCCCCCACCCAGUGGCUUGAUGGGAAGCACACGAUCUUCGGUCGUGUUGGUCAAGGAAUUGGGGUAGUUAACAGAAUGGGCAUGGUGGAAACGAAUGCUCAAGAUCGACCAGUAGAUGACAUAAAGAUCCUGAAGAUUUAUCCAUCGGGUUAGACCAUUAUUAGGAUAAUCACAUUGAA